UUGAAAGAGCUUGCUCGCGAUUCUCCAAUCACGUUUCAAGAUAAGGCUGUUGGAGGGUUAGACCGGUAGUUGUGUCGGUUGAAAAUCGCGCGUCGCUGUGUUUGGUAAUUUUGUAUCAUCGAAACAGUAAACGACGCUGUGCUGCUGGUAAGAUCACAAAUUCCCUAUGGCAACGGCAACUUCUGUACUGCUGCCGCUGCUGCUGGCGGCGGCAUGUCGGUGCCAGACGGAGUCCAGUUUUGAGGAGCCAUUGCACAGCGAUGUGGCUCUCUCAGAGCUGGAGCGUGAGGGGAGAGACCAGUACCAGCAGGCUGUGGAGAGGAUAUCCAUGCCGCAGUCCGGGACCUGCUGGAAGCAAGCUGUUGCCGCCCUUCAAGGUGGCUGCCGGCAGCUCGACGAGAAGACCCAUGGUGAUCUGGCUCUGCAAUUUUCUGACUGUUUCCUGGAGAUGUCAGGGCUCGAGAAGCAUAACUGCCAAUUUGAAGACAAAGCAUGCCUACGUGAAAUGAACCAGAUUGCAUUUGAUACUUAUUCAAAGUUUUACAUCCACACACAAAGCAUGUGCUACUUCCUGUAUAAUCAAGCAUGGCAUCAGGAAACAGAAAAAACCAUAGCACGACUGACAACUACAUCUUCAAAGAUGUCACAGCAAUUGCAAGAGUCUGCCGAGGUGCAGAGCAAGAUGUUGUCAGAUCUCCUAUUGGUGAGCACCGUCGUGGGACAAGUAUCGACUGUACUGCUCGCCGUCCAGAAUCUCUUGCUCAGUGGCUCCUCGUUCUUUGGCACUGUGCUGUUCUUCACCGUGGCUGCAGUCGCCUUAGCAGCUCUCGGCCGAACGCGUUCCGGUUCCAGUGUGGUACCGCACAUGUUUGCUGUGCUGUUUGCUGGGGCCAUUGUGGAGACUGUUAUUGCAAAUUGGUUUGCUGAUGAUGCAGCAACUCAUUACCAGUGGGUGUGGUAUCUACGGUGCUUUGAAACAAUUUUGUGCACGGUACUGCUUGGUUACGCAGCUUGGAGGUACCAGCACUAUGGACCGGCAAACAACAGGUUGUUGAAAAUGAUUGACAACAAGAUUGAUCGGGUGCUGGUUGCAGUUCUAAGUAUCAAUAAGGUGAAAGGACCACUUCAGUCAACAUGUGUUAAAUGUGGACACAAUAAUGGAACAUAUUCGGAUAAUGCCUAUUACAACAUAAGCCAAAAAAAAGAAAAAUCACUGCCUGGAAUGUAUGAAAAUAGUAAAAGGGAGGAAACUGAAGACAAGCCAAGCAUUUUCUCGCAAUCAGCAUAUGCACCUUUUCUGCCGCAACAUACUCCAGUGGCAGCAGACAGCCCUUCCACGACCCGUUGGGCUAAGGCUGACUUCACUGGGUCCUUUGAAACCCGCUACUCCAGGCGGUCCAGUCUGCCACGCCGGAGUCCUACGCCAUUUGUCGAUGCCCAGCAAGUCGUGGCACCUCCGCCACCAUAUGAUUAUGUGGAUUUGAAAAGCGAGGCUAGAAAGGACACCACAGCUCCGUUGACAAGAAGAGAUUUUUACACACCAGAGCGUGAAACACGCAGCAGUACAGAGGUAAAGAAGGCUGUUGUGCGAAUAGAACCACUAAAAACUCAAGUAUCGGCCCCGACUCCACAGAGCCAGGCGCCGCAGACGCCAGAGCCGCCGCGGCGACAGACACCGACAAGGAAAGUUCGUCAGGCAAGGAGUGAUUCUGAACAGAAAGCCCUGCAGCCCAGCUCAGAGUACAGUCUGCGCAGCCACAACAGGGACACGGGCUCUAUAGCUUGAGUUUUAACGUCACAGCAAAUGGGAUUGUGUCACAUUUUCAAAGAUCUGAGUACAAUUUUUCCUUGCCUUUAGCAUUUGGUGAUGUUCUUUUGCUGUCCAUUCCCAAUGACUCGACGUCAUAUAUCAGCUAUAUACAGAGGUCAUAAAUAUAUUAUACAUAAAUAUGUCUUCAGCAGGAAUGAUUAGGAUGUCAGCUCGCAGAACCAUACCCUUGGAUCAAAUCAGCUGAAGUGCAUUUUUAAUACUUUUUGAGUUGGUGUUAUUGCACAAAUGCAUGUAGUUGUUAAUUUUGUUACAUUGUAUGGUACUUAAAGAAUAUAUUAAUUACAGAA
This is a messenger RNA of Schistocerca piceifrons (Central American locust), 2118 nucleotides long. RefSeq lists its product as uncharacterized. Bases 167 to 1786 code for a protein of 539 amino acids. Lineage: Eukaryota; Metazoa; Arthropoda; Insecta; Orthoptera; Acrididae. The record is from RefSeq and is a predicted model, not a curated record. The transcript is spliced from 9 exons.